Symbiodinium sp. CCMP2592 is the source of this 447-nucleotide messenger RNA. The record is from the annotation of a GenBank genome assembly. Lineage: Eukaryota; Dinophyceae; Suessiales; Symbiodiniaceae.
AUGGUGAAGGAUGGAGGACUUGAUGCUUGUGAAUGGUGUGCAGCCACAAACUGGCGUAUCGAGUCCAAGGGAGACCACGCUUGUUUUCGAUGCAAGAACAAGGAUUGUCGGGCAUCUAAGUCGGGUUUGAGCGAAGACCAGGACAUCUUCGGCAAAAAGAUCGCCCUUCGUUCCUUGGUUGGUGCUCUCUGGCUGUUUCUUGCACCCAUUCAGAUGAGUCCAGAUCAGACUGGAUUGAUCUUGGGUUUGGAUCAUCGGACAGUGCGGGGUCUCUUCAACAACUUCCGCUCUUGGUUGAGUCCAAUAGUUGACCGGCUGAACGAGGACUUGGUGAUUGGUGCGUUGGGUGCAGAUGUGGAGCUCGAUGAGAUUAGCUUCAGAUCGAAGGCGCUUGACGACAAGAUCCUGUGGAAUCGUUAUGCCAGCCGUCAAGCGUGGAAGUGCUAA